This is a messenger RNA of Tachysurus vachellii, 3316 nucleotides long. It is a transcript of the gene usp5, whose product is annotated as ubiquitin specific peptidase 5 (isopeptidase T). NCBI's taxonomy places the organism in Eukaryota, Metazoa, Chordata, Actinopteri, Siluriformes, Bagridae. Bases 167 to 2677 code for a protein of 836 amino acids. Gene Ontology annotation, molecular function: protein binding; zinc ion binding; cysteine-type deubiquitinase activity. The record is from RefSeq and is a predicted model, not a curated record. Gene Ontology annotation, biological process: protein deubiquitination. The transcript has 20 exons.
CUGGGUGGCACUGAAAGCUGCAGUUCAUUGAGCGAAACGGAAAGAGAAAAGGGAGUAAGCAGAGCUGUCACAUAGCGCCUUGUAUUUUGAGUUGGAUUGUUGCGGUCUGGGAGCAAAAGCAAGACGGGACGAGUGCGCGAAAGAAAGGCAGAUUUAUCCAGACGACAUGGCGGACGCUAGCGAGGUUUUGAUGUCGGUGUUGUCUACUAUCCGGGUGCCGAGGCCCGGAGACCGCGUUCAUAAAGACGAGUGCGCGCUGUCAUUCGCGUCUCCGGAGAGCGAUGGAGGUCUGUACGUCUGUAUGAACUCCUUCCUUGGCUUUGGGAGUCGCUUUGUGGAGCGGCAUCACGCGCGCUCCGGCCAGAGAGCUUACCUGCACAUCAAGCGCACGCGCAAGCCGCACACCCAGAACGAGGAUGACGGCAGUACUGGGUCAGGAGAUCCUCCUAAAAAGAAACCCACUCGCCUGGCCAUAGGGAUUGAGGGAGGAUUCGACGUGGAGCAGGAGCAGUAUGAGGAAGAAGUCAAGGUUGUCCUUUUCCCAGACAGACAGGAAGUCACCUCAGAGGACCUGGCCACUAUGCCAGAUGUAGUGAGAGAGCGAGUGUCACUGUCGAUGGCGGGGUUGCUCGCUGCAGACUCGGUAUCACAAGCUCUGCAGGUAGAGCAGUGGGACGGAGAAGUGAGGCAGGAGUCCAAACAUGCAGCUGAACUUAAGCAACUCGACAAUGGAGUAAAAAUUCCUCCUAGCGGGUGGAAGUGUGAGGUGUGUGACCUGCAGGAGAACCUGUGGCUGAACUUGACAGAUGGUAAAGUGCUGUGUGGGCGUAGAAACUUUGACGGGUCAGGUGGAAAUAACCACGCUUUUCAGCACUUCCAGGAGACCGGCUACCCACUGGCUGUCAAACUGGGCACCAUCACCCCUGACGGAGCUGAUGUUUACUCAUAUGAUGAGGAUGACAUGGUUUUGGACUCAAAACUGGCAGAGCAUCUGAGUCACUUUGGUAUCGAUAUGAUGACCAUGGAGAAGACAGAACGCACUAUGACUGAAUUGGAGAUUGCAGCGAACCAGCGUGUGGGAGAGUGGGAAGUGAUCCAGGAGUCCGGCACCACACUGAGGCCUCUCUGGGGCUCUGGGCUCACGGGUAUGAAGAACCUGGGCAACAGUUGCUACCUCAACUCAGUCAUGCAAGUGCUCUUCACCAUCCCUGACUUCCAGGAAAAGUAUGUGUCCAACAUUGACAAGAUCCUGGACGAAGCCUCAGGUGAUCCCAGUCAAGACUUUAAAACACAAGUAGCAAAACUGGGCUAUGGUUUGCUCUCGGGAGAAUACUCUAAACCCGCUCCAGACCCAGGCGAUGACCCCAGCGCGUCCUCUGAACCCAGGGGAGAUCAGGUUGGCAUUGCGCCACGCAUGUUCAAAGCACUCGUCGGACGAGGCCACCCUGAAUUUUCCACAAAUCGGCAACAAGACGCUCAGGAGUUUUUUCUUUACUUCAUAAACAUGGUGGAGAGGAACUGUCGGUCAGGGCCAAACCCAUCUGAAGCAUUCCGCUUCCUGGUGGAGGAAAGGAUCGUAUGCCAGCAGUCUCAGAAGGCCAAAUAUACCCAAAGAGUAGACUACAUAGUUCAGCUCCCUGUGCCUAUGGACCAGGCCACCAACACAGAGGAGUUACAGGAGGCCGAGCAUCUGCGGGAGGAGGCAGAGGCAUCUGGAAACCCCCCUCCUGCUGCUCCUCGUGCUCAAAUCCCAUUCUCAGCAUGCAUGAAUGCUCUUAGUGAGCCAGAGACACUCACUGACUUCUGGAGCUCUGCGGUGCAGGGCAAGACCUCUGCCACCAAGACCACACGCUUUGCUUCAUUCCCUGACUACCUUGUCAUCCAAAUCAAGAAAUUUACUUUCGGCCUGGACUGGGUCCCUAAAAAACUGGAUGUUAGCAUCGACGUUCCUGAUACACUGGAUCUGAGCGAGCUCCGGGGAACUGGACCGCAGCCUGGGGAGGAGCUUCUUCCAGAGGUGGCCCCGCCCCCUCUCAUGACCCCUGACGUGGAGGUCAAAGCUCCAGUGUUGGAUGAGUCCACGGUGUCUCAGCUGUGUGAGAUGGGCUUUCCUCUGGAAGCCUGCAAGAAGGCUGUGUAUUAUACCGGGAACACGGGCAUCGAUGCCGCCAUGAACUGGGUAAUGGGGCAUAUGGACGAUGCAGAUUUUGCCGCUCCGUUGGUGUUGCCUGGCUCUAGUUCUGCUCUUGGAUCCACACCCACCGAAAGCCUGUCAGAGGAGCACCUGGCAACCAUCGUCUCCAUGGGAUUUAGCCGGGAUCAAGCCUCACGUGCUCUCAAAGCUACGAGUAAUGUUCUCGAACGAGCAGUGGACUGGAUCUUCUCUCACCUGGAUGAUCUGGAGUCUAUGGAAGUGUCUGAAGGUGGACGCUCAGAGGGCGCCAGCGAAGCCAGUCGAGACGCGCCACCAGGACCCCGCGUUCGCGACGGACCAGGAAAGUACGAGCUGUUUGCUUUCAUCAGUCACAUGGGCACGAGCACAAUGUGUGGUCACUAUGUCUGCCACAUCAAAAAGGACCAACAAUGGGUGAUCUUUAAUGAUCAGAAAGUCUGCGCCUCUGAGAAACCACCAAAAGACCUGGGCUACCUGUACUUUUACAGGAGAGUGGCGGAAUAGAAGACUACAUCAUACACACACACACGUUGUCUUAGCUGCUGAGGGAUGCAGGGGGGCAUACUAAAGCUUCUGAACUGACAGGUUUUUUUUUUUUGUUUGAGCAAUUCGAGCACUUCUUCUGCUGAUACUGCCCACAGCCAGCCAGGGGAGGGUCAUGCUGGAGUGAGCAGUGCUGCAGGACUUCUAAUGACACAAGUCAACUCCUACAAAACAUUCUCUCUCUCUCUCUCUCUCUCUCUCUCUCUCUGUCUCUCUCUGUCUCUCUCUGUCUCUCUCUCUCUCUCUCUCUCUCUCUCUCUCUCUCUCUCUCUCUCUCUCCUUCCCCCUCUCUCCUCUGGUUCUGUAAUGGUUAUCCACGGUUACACAUGUUGUUGCUUCUAGAGCCUGGCAUGGCUCUUCUCCCAUGGGUUCCAAAAACAAGGUUUCUUCAGAGCAUGGAGAUCACUACAUGACAAUGAAAUAAAAGGUACACACUGAAGAUGACUUGCAUAAAAAAGAAACAAGAUCAAGCUGGUUGUGCUGUCAUGUGUUGCCAGGCUGAUAGCUGAAGGGGUUUUUCUCCAUUUUUGGGGAAAUGAAAAUUUUGUUCUUUCCGCUUUGAAAAAAAUAAUUAAAUAAAAGAUGUGUCUCUUUUGCCAA